Coregonus sp. 'balchen' is the source of this 9861-nucleotide messenger RNA. NCBI's taxonomy places the organism in Eukaryota, Metazoa, Chordata, Actinopteri, Salmoniformes, Salmonidae. The record is from the annotation of a GenBank genome assembly.
GCCACACGGGAGGAGUUUGUUGCCAAGCUGCAGAGGAUGGGCUUUGAUAUCUCUGUGUCUGAGGUGUUCUCCCCAGCCCCGGCUGCCGUGGCUGUCCUGAAGGAGAGGGGUCUACGACCUCACCUGCUGGUCUAUGAUGGUAUUGAUUAAUCAUGUUAAUUAGGUUUAUUGUACUUUAAAGAGGAAAUCUUUCCACAGCUCGCACGUUCCAUACACACACACACCUACUCUUACCCAGCCUGGCUCAAAGUAACCCUGUCAUUUGUUCUUCAUGAUUCUACCUCCUUGUGUGACUUUGUGAAGGCUAUCGGGAUGGGAACCCCUCAGUCAGGAACAGGAGUAAACUGGCACACGUAGUCAGGACAGAUCUAGUCGGCAGCAAACAGCCACAACUUUACACACAGAACCUCACAAGAACUUUACACACAGAACCUCACAAGAACUUUACACACAGAACCUCACAAGAACUUUACACACAGAACCUCACAAUAACUUUACACACAGAACCUCACAAGAAUUUUACACACAGAACCUCUCAAGAACUUUACACACAGAACCUCACAAGAACUUUACACACAGAACCUCACAAUAACUUUACACACAGAACCUCACAAUAACUUUACACACAGAACCUCACAAGAAUUUUACACACAGAACCUCUCAAGAACUUUACACACAGAACCUCUCAAGAACUUUACACACAGAACCUCACAAUAACUUUACACACAGAACCUCUCAAGAACUUUACACACAGAACCUCUCAAGAACUUUACACACAGAACCUCACAAGAGCUUUACACACAGAACCUCACAAGAACUUUACACACAGAACCUCACAAGAACUUUACACACAGAACCUCACAAGAACUUUACACACAGAACCUCACAAUAACUUUACACACAGAACCUCACAAGAAUUUUACACACAGAACCUCUCAAGAACUUUACACACAGAACCUCUCAAGAACUUUACACACAGAACCUCUCAAGAACUUUACACACAGAACCUCACAAGAGCUUUACACACAGAACCUCACAAUAACUUUACACACAGAACCUCACAAGAGCUUUACACACAGAACCUCUCAAGAACUUUACACACAGAACGUCACAAUAACUUUACACACCGAACCUCUCAAGAACUUUACACACAGAACCUCACAAUAACUUUACACACAGAACCUCACAAUAACUUUAUACACAGAACCUCACAAUAACUUUACACACAGAACCUCACAAUAACUUUAUACACAGAACCUCACAAGAACUUUAUACACAGAACCUCACAAUAACUUUACACACAGAACCUCACAAUAACUUUACACACAGAACCUCACAAGAGCUGCUUUACACACAGAACCUCACAAGAACUUUACACACAGAACCUCUCAAGAACUUUACACACAGAGCCUCUCAAGAACUUUAUACACAGAACCUCACAAGAGCUUUACACACAGAACCUCUCAAGAACUUUACACACAGAGCCUCUCAAGAACUUUACACACAGAACCUCACAAGGAAAGCAGCCCAGGUCUUGUGUAUAACUGCCUUCAUGUUGUUGGACCCCAGGAAGAGUAGCUGCUACCUUGACAGGAACUAAUGGGGAUCCAUAAUAAACCCCAGGAAGAGUAGCUGCUGCCUUGGCAGGAACUAAUGGGGAUCCAUAAUAAACCCCAGGAAGAGUAGCUGCUGCCUUGGCAGGAACUAAUGGGGAUCCAUAAUAAACCCCAGGAAGAGUAGCUGCUGCCUUGGCAGGAACUAAUGGGGAUCCAUAAUAAACCCCAGGAAGAGUAGCUGCUGCCUUGGCAGGAACUAAUGGGGAUCCAUAAUAAACCCCAGGAAGAGUAGCUGCUGCCUUGGCAGGAACUAAUGGGGAUCCAUAAUAAACCCCAGGAAGAGUAGCUGCUACCUUGGCAGGAACUAAUGGGGAUCCAUAAUAAACCCCAGGAAGAGUAGCUGCUGCCUUGGCAGGAACUAAUGGGGAUCCUUAAUAAACCCCAGGAAGAGUAGCUGCUGCCUUGGCAGGAACUAAUGGGGAUCCAUAAUAAACCCCAGGAAGAGUAGCUGCUGCCUUGGCAGGAACUAAUGGAGAUCCAUAAUAAACCACAGGAAGAGUAGCUGCUGCCUUGGCAGGAACUAAUGGGGAUCCAUAAUAAACCCCAGGAAGAGUAACUGCUGCCUUGGCAGGAACUAAUGGGGAUCCAUAAUAAACCCCAGGAAGAGUAGCUGCUGCCUUGGCAGGAACUAAUGGGGAUCCAUAAUAAACCCCAGGAAGAGUAGCUGCUGCCUUGGCAGGAACUAAUGGGGAUCCAUAAUAAACCCCAGGAAGAGUAGCUGCUGCCUUGGCAGGAACUAAUGGGGAUCCAUAAUAAACCCCAGGAAGAGUAGCUGCUGCCUUGGCAGGAACUAAUGGGGAUCCAUAAUAAACCCCAGGAAGAGUAGCUGCUGCCUUGGCAGGAACUAAUGGGGAUCCAUAAUAAACCCCAGGAAGAGUAGCUGCUGCCUUGGCAGGAACUAAUGGGGAUCCAUAAUAAACCCCAGGAAGAGUAGCUGCUGGCUUGGCAGGAACUAAAUGGGGAUCCAUAAUAAACCCCAGGAAGAGUAGCUGCUGCCUUGGCAAAUAAAUACACAUACAAAUGGUCACAUCCACCAACUGCAUCCUUCCAUGUGCUGCCGUCUGGUCGGAGACUAGGGUUGCAUCCUUCCAUAUGCUGCCGUCUGGUCGGAGACUAGGGUUGCAUCCUUCCAUAUGCUGCCGUUGGUCGGAGACUAGGUUGCAUCCUUCCAAUGCCUGCCGUCUGGUCGGAACUAGGGUUGCAUCCUUCCAUAUGCUGCCGUUCUGGUCGGAGACUAGGGUUGCAUCCUCCAUAUGCUGCCGUCUGGUCGGAGGACUAGGGUUGCAUCCUUCCAUAUGCUGCCGUCUGGUCGGAGACUAGGGUUGCAUCCUUCCAUAUGCUGCCGUCUGGUCGGAGACUAGGGUUUGCAUCCAUUCCAUAUGCGGCCCGGUCUGGUCGGAGACUAGGGUUGCAACCUUCCCAAUAUUAUAUGGCUGCCGUCUGGGUCGGAGAGAGACUAGGGUUGCAUCCUUCCAUAUGCUGCCGUCUGGUCCGGAGACCUAGGGUUGCAUCCUUCCCAUAUGCUGCCGUCUGGUCGGAAGACUAGGGUUGCAUCCUUCCAUAUGCUUCCGUCUGGUCGGAGACUAGGGUUUGCAUCCUUCCAUAUGCUGCCGUCUGGUCGGGAGACUAGGGUUGCAUCAUUCCAUAUGCUGCCGCGUCGGGUCGGAUACUAGGGUUGCAUCCUUCCAAUAUGCGUGGCCGUUCUGGUCGGAGACUAGGGUUGCAUCCUUCCAUAUGCUGCCGUCUGGUCGGGAGACGAGGGUUUGCAUCCUUUCCAUAUGCUGCCGGUAUGGUCGGUAGACUAGGGAUUGCAUCCAUUCCAUAUUCCUGCCGUCUGGUUCGGAGACUGAGGGUGUGCAUCCUCACAUAUGGCUGCCGUCUGGUCGGAGACUAGGGUUGCAUCCUUCCAUAUGCUGCCGUCUGGUCGGAGACUAGGGUUGCAUCCUUCCAUGUGCUGCCGUCUGGUCGGAGACUAGGGUUGCAUCCUUCCAUAUGCUGCCGUCUGGUCGGAGACUAGGGUUGCAUCCUUCCAUAUGCUGCCGUCUGGUCGGAGACUACGGUUGCAUCCUUCCAUAUGCUGCCGUCUGGUCGGAGACUAGGUUUGAAUGGUGGGAACCCGGUUUACCGGGAUUUACCGUCCAAAACCACUCCCUUUUCCCGUGAUAAAUAACUGCGAGAAACCGGUAAAUUAUAAUAAAUGAUUUAUAUGAACAGCAUGGCGUAACAAUGGAACUGUUAAAUGAUAUACAAUGUCUAAAUCUGUCUUCUCUAUGGCCUCUGCAUGAUGAAUCAUCAACGCUCAGGGUGGGGACAGACAGCCCAUCUCAGUAUGGAGAGCAGUUCACAAUGCAUGUAGACCUAUCAUCUCACCAUGGUAACAAUGCAUUUGACCUAUCAUCUCAUCAUGGUAACAAUGCAUGUAGACCUAUCAUCUCACCAGGGUAACAAUGCAUGUAGACCUAUCAUCUCACCAUGGUAACAAUGCAUGUAGACCUAUCAUCUCACCAUGGUAACAAUGCAUGUAGACCUAUCAUCUCACCAUGGUAACAAUGCAUGUAGACCUAUCAUCUCACCAUGGUAACAAUGCAUGUAGCCCUAUCAUCUCACCAUGGUAACAAUGCAUGUAGACGUAUCAUCUCAUCAUGGUAACAAUGCAUGUAGACCUAUCAUCUCAUCAUGGCAACAAUGCAUGUAGACCUAUCAUCUCACCAUGGCAACAAUGCAUGUAGACCUAUCAUCUCAUCAUGGAAACAAUGCAUGUAGACCUAUCAUCUCACCAUGGUAACAAUGCAUGUAGACCUAUCAUCUCACCAUGGUAACAAUGCAUGUAGACCUAUCAUCUCAUCAUGGUAACAAUGCAUGUAGACCUAUCAUCUCAUCAUGGUAACAAUGCAUGUAGACCUAUCAUCUCAUCAUGGUAACAAUGCAUGUAGACCUAUCAUCUCAUCAUGGUAACAAUGCAUGUAGCCCUAUCAUCUCACCAUGGUAACAAUGCAUGUAGACCUAUCAUCUCACCAUGGUAACAAUGCAUGUAGACCUAUCAUCUCAUCAUGGUAACAAUGCAUGUAGCCCUAUCAUCUCACCAUGGUAACAAUGCAUGUAGACCUAUCAUCUCACCAUGGUAACAAUGCAUGUAGACCUAUCAUCUCAUCAUGGUAACAAUGCAUGUAGACCUAUCAUCUCAUCAGGGCAACAAUGCAUGUAGACCUAUCAUCUCACCAUGGUAACAAUGCAUGUAGACCUAUCAUCUCACCAUGGUAACAAUGCAUUUGACCUAUCAUCUCAUCAUGGUAACAAUGCAUGUAGACCUAUCAUCUCACCAGGGUAACAAUGCAUGUAGACCUAUCAUCUCACCAUGGUAACAAUGCAUGUAGACCUAUCAUCUCACCAUGGUAACAAUGCAUGUAGACCUAUCAUCUCACCAUGGUAACAAUGCAUGUAGACCUAUCAUCUCACCAUGGUAACAAUGCAUGUAGCCCUAUCAUCUCACCAUGGUAACAAUGCAUGUAGACCUAUCAUCUCAUCAUGGUAACAAUGCAUGUAGACCUAUCAUCUCAUCAUGGCAAUAAUGCAUGUAGACCUAUCAUCUCACCAUGGCAACAAUGCAUGUAGACCUAUCAUCUCAUCAUGGAAACAAUGCAUGUAGACCUAUCAUCUCACCAUGGUAACAAUGCAUGUAGACCUAUCAUCUCAUCAUGGUAACAAUGCAUGUAGACCUAUCAUCUCAUCAUGGUAACAAUGCAUGUAGACCUAUCAUCUCAUCAUGGUAACAAUGCAUGUAGCCCUAUCAUCUCACCAUGGUAACAAUGCAUGUAGACCUAUCAUCUCACCAUGGUAACAAUGCAUGUAGACCUAUCAUCUCAUCAUGGUAACAAUGCAUGUAGACCUAUCAUCUCAUCAGGGCAACAAUGCAUGUAGACCUAUCAUCUCACCAUGGUAACAAUGCAUGUAGACCUAUCAUCUCACCAUGGUAAAAAUGCAUUUGACCUAUCAUCUCAUCAUGGUAACAAUGCAUGUAGACCUAUCAUCUCACCAGGGUAACAAUGCAUGUAGACCUAUCAUCUCACCAUGGUAACAAUGCAUGUAGACCUAUCAUCUCACCAGGGUAACAAUGCAUAUAGACCUAUCAUCUCAUCAUGGUAACAAUGCAUGUAGACCUAUCAUCUCAUCAUGGUAACAAUGCAUGUAGACCUAUCAUCUCAUCAUGGUAACAAUGCAUGUAGACCUAUCAUCUCAUCAUGGUAACAAUGCAUGUAGACCUAUCAUCUCAUCAUGGUCACUUUGUUUCUUGUGACAGGUAGGCCUGCAUUUGCUGCAGCGUGGUCUAUUCUACAGUAAUAUAAAGACAGACUGUGCCUUUAAUGUACACAUCUCCAUCUGGCUUUCGGGGGGUCACCUUAUCUUUUAAUUGUACAUUUAAUGUAUAGCUCAGGUAGCAUCAUUCUUGAAUUUUCAAUUCAAAUCCAGACAUAGGCUUUAUGUAUAUACUUCAUAAUUAUUUUGAAAGACACUUCCGGUUGGAAAUACCGGGUUACCCCGGAGAAAAGGGAUUUACUCUCGGGAUGGAACAUUUAGUAAAAUACCGGGAAAAUGUUCAACCCUAUUGGAGACUAAAGUUACGGCUCGCAUGGAAGAAUGGACUGAAUACAUCCGCUUUGUCCUCUGUAGUGACAAUCCUAAAGAAGAUGCUGAACUUGACUCAAUGUCUGUGUUUUUAUGUCUGUUUUUAUCCUUUUAAUGUAAGCCAGAGCGCCCAAGACCAUCUUCCGUUCUGUGUUACUUUAAUGGACAAUAACGUUUUUAGAAUUUUGUCUAAUAUUUUCUAUGCAAAGUGAUAGUGCAUAUUGUGUUUUGUUUGGUUCGUUGUAGGUGUUGUCCCUGAGUUUGACAGUGUUGAGAAGGCCAACCCAAACUGUGUUGUCAUAGGAGAUGCAGCAGAGAAGUUCUCCUACCAGAACCUCAACGAUGCCUUCAGAGUUCUCAUGGGGCUGGAGAAACCAGUGCUGUUCUCUCUGGGCAGAGGGUAUGCGCUCUCUCUCUCUCUCUCUCUCUCUUUCUCAUUCUUAGUCCUCUCUCGGUCUCUAUCUUAUCUCUCUCUCUCUCCUCUCUCUCUUCUCUCGGUCUCUCUCUCCUCUCUCUCUCUCUCUCUCUCUUCUCUCUCUCUCUCUCCACUCUCUCCUCUCUCUCUCUCUCCUCUUCUCUCUCUCUCUCUCUCCUCUCUCUCUCUCUCUCUCUCUCCUCUCUCUCCUCUCUUCUCUCUCCUCUCUCUCUCAUCCUCUCUCUCUCUCUCCGGCUUCUCUCCUCUAUUUCAUGCUAGUAUCAUAACCAGUAAUAUAAGGGUGAUUUAUUCAGAAUAUAUUCUCAUUUCCACACCCUGUGGUCCACUGUGUGAUCUUAUAGGAAGUACUACAAAGAGGAUGACGGCCUGAAACUGGAUGUUGGGGUUUACAUGAAGGCGCUGGAGGUGAGAGCUAUUAUGUUACACACAGAGUAGGAGAGUUGGAAGUCAAAGCACUUUGAUAUCGCCCCCCCAGACCUUUGUGGGAACUUGUAGUCAUCUCUGUUGUUUUGUUGAUCUGUCUUCGUGUUUCACUCCUUAGUAUGCCUGUGAUAUAGAAGCUGAGGUCAUUGGGAAGCCAGACCCCAUGUUCUUUCAGAAAGUUCUAGAUGACAUGGGGAUUCAGUCACACCAGGUAGGUUUUUUUUUUAAAAGCCAAGCACGUACACUACCGGUCAAAAGUUUGGACACACCUACUCAUUCAAGGGUUUUUCUUUAUUUUUACUAUUUUCUACAUUGUAGAAUAGUAGUGAAGACAUCAAAACUAUGAAAUAACACAUAUGGAAUCAUGUAGUAACCAAAAAAAAAGUGGUAAACAAAUCAAAAUGUAUUUUAUAUUUGAGAUUCUUCAAAUAGCCACCCUUUGUCUUGAUGACAGCUUUGCACACUCUUGGCAUUCUCUCAACCAGCUUCACCUGGAAUGAUGAUUCUCUCAACCAUUCUGAGCCAUCCUCUUUGUCUGUGUCUGUCUGUCUGUCUGUCUGUCUGUCUGUCAGACUCUGAUGAUUGGUGAUGAUCUGGUGAAUGAUGUGGGCGGGGCCCAACACUGUGGAAUGAAGGGUGUCCAAGUGAGGACAGGAAAAUACAGGUAGGUGUUUGUGUAUGUUGACAUCUGUAUGUUUGGCUUCACGUAACUGAAAUUCAUGCAGGCAGAAACCACCCACCCCAUCAACGACCACAAGAGGGCGGUCUAACACCACAAUAACUGCACAAAGCUGUCACUUUUACUAUAGGCCUACAUGUGGAGACCACCUAUUUUACCUCAAUGUUUAGGGCCAUUUUCCUGGAUACAGAUUAAGUCUAAGGACUCAAAAAACUAUUUUCGAUGGAGAUUCGCCAUUGAGCUAACUUCUAAGGAAUUGUCUGUAGAGCUCUGAGACAGGAUUGUGUCGAAUCACAGAUCUGGGGAAGGGUACCAAAACAUUUCUGCAGCAUUGAAGGUCCCCAAGAACACAGUGGCCUCCAUCAUUCUUAAAUCAAAGAAGUUUGGAACCACCAAGACUCUUCCUAGAGCUGGCCGCCCGGCCAAACUGAGCAAUCGGGGGAGAAGGGCCUUGGUCAGGGAAGUGACCAAGAACCCGAUGGUCACUCUGACAGAGCUCCAGAGUUCCUCUGUGGAGAUGGGAGAACCUUCCAGAAGGACAACCAUCUCUGCAGCACUCCACCAAUCAGGCCUUUAUGGUAGAGUGGCCAGACUGAAGCCACUCCUCAGUAAAAGGCACAUGACAGUCCGCUUGGAGUUUGCCAAAAGGCACCUAAAGACUCUCAGACCAUGAGAAACAAGAUUGUCUGGUCUGAUGAAACCAAAAUUGAACUAUUUGGCCUGAAUGCCAAGCAUCACAUAGUUCACCAUCUCCACUGGGUUAGUUAUGUCUAAUAGUCCCACUGGGUUCACCAUCUCCAUUGGGUUAACUAGGUCUAAGAGUCCCACUGGGUUCACCAUCUCCACUGGGUUAGUUGGUCUAAGAGUCCCACUGGGUUCACCAUCUCCACUGGGUUAGUUGGUCUAAUAGUCCCACUGGGUUCACCAUCUCCACUGGGUUAGUUGGUCUAAUAGUCCCACUGGGUUCACCAUCUCCACUGGGUUAACUAGGUCUAAGAGUCCCACUGGGUUCACCAUCUCCACUGGGUUAGUUGGUCUAAUAGUCCCACUGGGUUCACCAUCUCCACUGGGUUAACUAGGUCUAAUAGUCCCACUGGGUUCACCAUCUCCACUGGGUUAACUAGGUCUAAGAGUCCCACUGGGUUCACCAUCUCCACUGGGUUAGUUGGUCUAAGAGUCCCACUGGGUUCACCAUCUCCACUGGGUUAACUAGGUCUAAGAGUCCCACUGGGUUAGUUGGUCUAAUAGUCCCACUGGGUUCACCAUCUCCACUGGGUUAACUAGGUCUAAUAGUCCCACUGGGUUCACCAUCUCCACUGGGUUAACUAGGUCUGAGAGUUCCACUGGGUUCACCAUCUCCACUGGGUUAACUAGGUCUAAGAGUCCCACUGGGUUCACCAUCUCCACUGGGUUAACUAGGUCUAAGAGUCCCACUGGGUUCACCAUCUCCACUGGGUUAGCUAGGUCUAAUAGUCCCACUGGGUUCACCAUCUCCACUGGGUUAACUAGGUCUAAGAGUCCCACUGGGUUCACCAUCUCCACUGGAUUAGUUGGUCUAAGAGUCCCACUGGGUUCACCAUCUCCACUGGGUUAGUUGGUCUAAGAGUCCCACUGGGUUCACCAUCUCCACUGGGUUAACUAGGUCUAAUAGUCCCACUGGGUUCACCAUCUCCACUGGGUUAACUUGGUCUAAUAGUCCCACUGGGUUCACCAUCUCCACUGGGUUAACUAGGUCUAAUAGUCCCACUGGGUUCACCAUCUCCACUGGGUUAGUUGGUCUAAGAGUCCCACUGGGUUCACCAUCUCCACUGGGUUAGUUGGUCUAAGAGUCCCACUGGGUUCACCAUCUCCACUGGGUUAACUAGGUCUAAUAGUCCCACUGGGUUCACCAUCUCCACUGGGUUAGUUGGUCUAAGAGUCCCACUGGGUUCACCAUCUCCACUGGGUUAACUAGGUCUAAGAGUCCCACUGGGUUCACCAUCUCCACUGGGUUAACUAGGUCUAAGAGUCCCACUGGGUUCACCAUCUCCACUGGGUUAGUUGGUCUGAGAGUCCCACUGGGUUCACCAUCUCCACUGGGUUAG